Molecule: messenger RNA, 375 nt
Organism: Leishmania mexicana MHOM/GT/2001/U1103
Lineage: Eukaryota; Euglenozoa; Kinetoplastea; Trypanosomatida; Trypanosomatidae
Product: cytochrome c oxidase subunit I
Exons: 1
Coding region: 1-375 (124 amino acids)
Source: RefSeq, a predicted model, not a curated record
AUGUUUCGCCAAGCGCUCUCCGUUAGCAAGCGCACAUAUAUGCUUGCUUUUAACAGCAAGGCGAAGGCGCGCCCGAACUUUGGUCUGCGUGGCGUCGGCUACUGGACUAGCGAGGUGUACCACAAGCCCGGCCAGAAUUACUGGAUGGUCCUGUGCUGCACAGGCCCGUUUCUCCUCGUGGGCGCAAUCAUGAUGGACGGCUUCUGGUCAAAGCUGGAUGAUAUUUCCGGUGGCGGCCCCAGCGCUCUGGACUACGGGUGGCGUUCCCAGGACCGAAAGCCGUGGGACUUCUCCUUCGAUAUCGGUGAGGGUUACGCUGCGGGUCCGGCCAUUCAUCGUCCGGCCCCUGGAGCGGUCGACCUCGGUCAUCAUUAG